GUUCUGUGUAAGGGUUAGGCUGAUGGGGGUUUCUAAAGCGAAUGAUAUUUGUUUUCUCUCUAGUCUUUGGUUUAAAUAAGGAGUUUGAAGUACAUGGUGUGUUUGCUGUUUCAAAAUCACGACCAGAAUUGCUCCUAGUUGGAGCUCCGAUGAAUCUGCCACUGAUCCCAGAUAGUUGGAUUUUAACUUUAAUUGUCUGCUUGUCACGAGUCGCUAUGAAUUCUUCACCAAGCUACCAAAGGACGGAAGAUGGCCACCCGCCCAAUCAGAACCGCUCUUUCUUCUUCCAGCCACUGCCGCCACCACAGAUGUUUGUACCUCCCGUGUCUCAUUUCAUGCACCCUCCCGCCUUCCAUCCGUACUUCUACCCGACUGUAGAAAUUGGUGGUAGUUUGUAUUACCCUGUGUGUCCCAUGCCAUUCCCAAGAAGCUAUGGCCCACAGUCACCAAUGGCUCACACGAAUUUAAGGAGACCCUAUUUUAAUUCUUUUGUCGCUCGACCGGCGUUUUAUCACUCUGCCCGAUUCCGGCACUAUCCCUUCCGAAGAAAUGUGACUAAUUCAGAAGUCCAAACAGACACAAAUGAAACCAAUCCAAUCCAACCCAAAAGGACUGAUGUGGUUACUGAAACUAUGGCAUGUAGCAGUCAAGCAGCUGUAAUAAGGCACCAGCAGCCCCCUGGUACUGAAUUGGCCUCCAACCCUGUUGAGAUCCUCCAAGAAAGAGGCCUGCACCAAGGAUUACAAGGAGAGUCUAAUGAGACAGAAGAAACAGCUGUUACAACCAAGAGUACCAAAACAGGUGGCUAUGCUUUACAAAAGGAAAAGAUAAGGAUAGAGUGCAGUGAAGGAGCACCUUCAAUCAAUGUGUGGAGGUCAUUUGAAGCUACUGUUCCCUUGUAUAACACACCUAAUAAAAAGGUAGAAGAUGGUAUUCAAUGUGAAGUUUGGUCUGUUAGUGCCUGUGAUAGUGGGGUGCCCUUUUAUGGUCCAUUUGAAGCUGACAAAAUAAUCAAGAAAGCUGAAGUUCCAGAAGAAUGUACUCUUCCAAGCAAGUCACAAAGAAUUUUGCAGGAUUCAAACAAGUUUCCAGAAACAGGGUUUGAAACUAGAACAAAUGAGGCUUUGUGCUGCCCAGGCAGGCUUGGCAAAGUGGACAGCCUGCUCAGCAAAAACAAUAAAAGCUGCAAGUUUCCAGCAAAUGAAUUUGUGCCUGAGGUGUCUGAAAAGUCUCCAUUGCAUAGGAGCCCAAGUGGACUUGUCCGUCAACAUGGGAUGGAAGAGAAGAAUGCAACAAAUAAAGAAAAUGAGCAGAUUAGUUCAAUAGAGCCGUUAAAUGAAGAAAAGGUGUGUGAGCUAUUAAAAAGUGAUGUUUCCCUUGAGUCAGCUGAAGAAUAUAUACCUUCUGCAAGUGUCCUGGCAUGGCUACAAGACCAAGCAAGAAGCAGUUACUGGAAAAGUGGUCUUCCUCAAACAUUGCAACAUCAGCCAGGAGAUCCCAGUGGAUCUUUUGAAGAGAUCUCCUCAAAGGAUGAGGAAUCGUCACUUGAUUUCUUCGAUGUCAUGCACAGAAAAAGGCAGGUGUCAUACUCUCACUUGAUGUGCAAUCCCUAUUCUUCAUCCUUCUGCCCAGCAUCCUCUGCCUGCAGUGAAGACAUUGGGAGCAAAGGGAAUCAAUGCCUUUCUGAGAGAAAGCAAUUUUGCAGUGGUUGCAGAAAAGAACUUCUAAAAGGAAAAGGUGCAAAGCAUGUUUGCAGAAAUAACUCUGCUACUUGGAAUAUCAGUAGUGAUGCCUUGUCUGAGAAAGAGGAUUUGAAAAAGGACCAUUUAACUCAUGGGACUUCAGUAUCCAACGUAUGGCGACGAUGUCGCAGGUUUUCCAAAGAAUCACUCAGAACAAGCAGAAACAAAAAAUCUCGUUACUCUUCAGAUUCCAUAGAGGUUUCAGAGGAGCAUGAUGAUUCCAGGACAAGAAUUCCAGGAAAAGUAAAGGCUAGACUUUUGCAUAAGAAAAUUCGGGGAUCACCAAAGAUCUUUGCACUUCAGAUCUCAAAUCGGUUGCAGCAAGAAAAACUGAGGGCAAAGAGAAGACAAGAGAUGUCUAAGUAUAUCAUUCACCGACGAGAGCAAGCUAAAGAGGGAGCUGAACACCAGGAGUGCCAAAAAUCUGGACAAAUCUCAAGACUAGAAAGAAAACACAAAGUAGGAAAAAGAUACAAAUGUGCAAGAGAAACAAUGAAUGUAAAAAAUGCAAGUGAAGAUUCUGUGGAUGAAUAUUGGAAUAAAGUUGGUGCGAAACCCAAGUCAGCUACUCAGUCACUUGAUGAUGCAGAGUACGAGAAAAUGGAAGAAGUCAAGUCCAGCUGCAAAUCAGUCCCUCGGAAGAGGGCUGCUCCAAAACUGGAUGAAAUGGAUUUUUGGGAUUUAUCAGAUUUACAUGGACUUCAAGGUUUCAAAACCAACAAGGUUAAUGCAGUUGACUACAAACAACUUAUCUAAAACUCUUCGCUUUUAAUUACAAACAAGUUACUUGUUCUUGAAGGAUCUGCAGAAUGGCUAAUAUAACAAAUAAUACAUCACCCUCAAAAAGCAUGUGUGAAUAUUUGCAGAUCUCUUCUCCGAGCAUUUUAAUCGCAAUUUAUGCGCUUGUGUUAGUGGGAGGUUCUGCUGGUGCUUUCAUCAUGAUAUGGAAGAUCAAAAAUGAUAAAAAGUC
Hypanus sabinus (Atlantic stingray) is the source of this 2712-nucleotide messenger RNA. RefSeq lists its product as uncharacterized. NCBI's taxonomy places the organism in Eukaryota, Metazoa, Chordata, Chondrichthyes, Myliobatiformes, Dasyatidae. The record is from RefSeq and is a predicted model, not a curated record. The transcript is spliced from 8 exons. Bases 42 to 2498 code for a protein of 818 amino acids.